This is a messenger RNA of Morone saxatilis (striped sea-bass), 2484 nucleotides long. RefSeq lists its product as uncharacterized. The transcript is spliced from 11 exons. The record is from RefSeq and is a predicted model, not a curated record. Bases 192 to 1070 code for a protein of 292 amino acids. NCBI's taxonomy places the organism in Eukaryota, Metazoa, Chordata, Actinopteri, Moronidae.
ACUCAUUGGAGGCUGUUUCUGUGGAUGUUGAACUUUAACUUUAACUUUCAGCUUCAUGCAGGUUUUCGGCCUCUCUCCUUCACCCUUGACGUUACCUAUUGUUAAAGCUAGCAUACCUAUGUUAACCUAUAAUGCUUCUAGCGUUUAAAUAGCGUUAUUUUUCCUCGUUUUUGAUCGUUUAAGAGCUGGAGAUGUGGCCGUCUGUGAUAUCCAUGAUGACAGUGGUCAGUUGUCUGUGUGUUUUACUGGCUGCUGUGUUCGCAAACUUCGAGACGACCGUGUACAAGAAGGUUGGCGAUGAAGUUGUCCUCAGUCCAGGUACUACCACUGUGCCCACCAGCAUCUUGUGGAAAAAACAGCCUGACAUCGCCAUGGAUUGGGAUGGAGGGAUUGUUGACAGUUAUCGCGAGUUCAAAGUUCGUGGCAGACUGAACAUUUCAAACGGAGAGAUGACAAUCACAAGACUUACUCGAGAGGACAGUGGAUACUACGUACCGGAAAUCAACAGCGUGGUCUCCAGUGCAACUCUUCUCAUCAUCAUCUCUCCCGUUCCUACACCCACCGUUAUUAAAUCCUGUGACAGUGAGUCCAGAUGCACUUUGACCUGUGAUGGAAACACCAGAGAUGCUGGACCCGUCACCUACAAGUGGAAAUUAGAUGACAAACUGUUGACAGGUUCUAAGGAGCAACACAUUGCAAAGGAGGACAAUUCAAGUAUAACAGAGUUCAGCUGCGAGCUGGAAAAUCCAGUCAGUCGGGAGAGCAGCCAACCCAUCCCCAACCCUUUCGGCCCAACAAUAGAAGCUGACACUCCUGACGGUAUAAUACCAGGAAAUCUGAAGAUUUCCACAGGACUGACAGUCUUCAUCACUAUGCUGACAGCUGUGGUGCUGUUGGUGGUUAUUCAUAGAUGGAUUGGAGGAAUGUGGUUCUUCCAAAAAGAAUCCAUGCCAUGGGAAGCAGACUUCUGGAGGAAGCAAGAGAGGGCACCGAGAGACGCUGCUGAAUCCAAUGGCAUCAGUGCUCGUUCAGAGAAGGAACAAAUGGACGAGGAAACACCAAUGACAUAGGCAGCCAGACUACAUCAAGUCAGGACUUGUCUGGUGUGAAACAAGACGAUCCAAGAAGUUCCAGAGCGAGGCUAAAAUGGUUCAGGAAAUCCAGAAAUGCUCAUGUACUUAAGGAUUGGUCUGUUGUGUGAACACAUAUUAUUGAAAAUCCCUUACCAGUAGUGCCAGUUCCAGUGUUACACAUCUAAAUUUAAUGGUAAGGCAAAAAAGUGAGAGUGAAAUUAUCUUAAAGCUACUUUCAAAAAGUUGUUUUCUUAUGGCUUUUGAAGCCACAAACGUGUUUUAAGGCAUGUUCAAGACUCUUCCCUGCUCAUCUUUUACUCUAUAUAAGACUGAACUGCUUCUCAUCUUAAACUGAAUAUAUUUAAAAGAUACUAAGAAGGGAAAUAUUAAAGACUCCUAGCCUGAAAUGAAAUUAGACAAAACACUAUAGUGCUGAGAUAAAUAGAAAAGGAAAUAAACACUGACAAAGACAAAAGCUUUUAGACUUAAAGCAGAUCUCAUGUCUUUCUGAGGUAAAGAGGCUCCUCACAGUUUAGACAAUACCAGGAAACCCUGCAAUGUGUGCUUUCCUGUCGGUACCUGGUACCGCGAGCUCAUUAAACCACCGAGUGAGGAUGAUUUGUGAUGUGCGGCACGUCUGGUGUGGUUUUCCUGCAGCCUCACAACGUUAGGGAAGAGCUUGGACUGUGUGGGGAGGAACUGGAUGGAGAGACGAGGGGAAACAGGGAAGCCAUUGUCUGGUUUGGGCUGCCAGCUCAACCAACAAACAAGGCAUUGUACAGUCCUUUCCUGCCGACUCCUCAGCAACAGUUUGUGUGUGAAUAUGUGAACAAAAUAUUUUUCAACCUCGAACAAAGUCAAUCAGCUUUUAGAAUCAUUUCACUGACAUUAUUUAACUCCUCUAUACUUGUAUUUUAGGUGGUUUCUGCAUUUAACUCUAAAUUCUGAUUGUGGCUUUCCGAUGCACUGUGUGUACAUACAAUAUAUGUGUUUAAAAUGGAUGACGGGUUUGUUUUUGCACUUAACAUUUACAAUACAAUACAUUACAGCUGAAAGUAUUAGGCUUUUAAUCUCAAGAGUGCCACCUUUAAAGGUCGAAUCAUCCUUUGUUAUAUACAGUUUCACUAUUUUUCAGUUUCAUUAUUUGUGAAACUAGUUUUUAAACUUCUUAAUCAAAAGCAUCAGUCAAGGAUGAGUUGUAGCACCGAAACAUUUUUAAAUUGUUCCAGACACUCCAAAGAACUUUUAUUUUUUUUUAAACAAAAGGCACUGACUUAAUAAGACCCUGUUAGCAUAGUGUCUAUUGUUGUCUGUUAUUUGUUUGAAGAUAUAAAGAAUGUUAGAUAUGUAAAUGUUAAGUGUUUUUAUAUGUGCUGUAUUUAAUAAAACCAACUGAAUAUGAACCCUGAAA